Diorhabda carinulata is the source of this 1594-nucleotide messenger RNA. It is a transcript of the gene Polr1F, whose product is annotated as DNA-directed RNA polymerase I subunit RPA43. The record is from RefSeq and is a predicted model, not a curated record. Lineage: Eukaryota; Metazoa; Arthropoda; Insecta; Coleoptera; Chrysomelidae. Gene Ontology annotation, cellular component: RNA polymerase I complex. Gene Ontology annotation, biological process: DNA-templated transcription initiation; DNA-templated transcription. The transcript is spliced from 3 exons. Bases 90 to 716 code for a protein of 208 amino acids.
UGAACCCUGGUUCGAUAUCUUCAUGGAUUUUAGGUUAAUAUAUAUGUUUAUAUUAUAUUAAUAUAUAUUGAUGGUAUUAAAAGAGAAAAAUGCAAAAAACAUCAAAUGCGCGUGUUACUUUCAAUACAAAACUGUUGAAAAAAUUAGUUAAACAAGAAAACUCGGGAGUAGAAGUACAUACCACGAUUCAACAUUUAGCUAUAUAUCCACAUCAAUUAAAUAAUUUUACAGAAUCAGUUAAAGGACUCUUGAAUUCUAAAAUAGCUAAAUAUAAUAAGACGUUUAAUGGUAUUCUUUUAGGCUACCAAAAUAUAAAAUUGUUAACAGAUGGAGGAGUUAUACAUGAAGAUUCUUGUUUCAUACACUUCGAUAUUCAAGCCAACUUCUAUAUAUUUAAACCUGAAAUAGGAAAAAUAAUGAAUGGUAUGGUAAAUAGAAAAAGCCGUGAUCAUAUUGGUGUUCUAGUGUAUGAAGCAUUUAACGUUUCCAUACCGAUCAAAAUGGAAGAAGAUGAAGAAAAUACAGAGAAUUCUAUUAAAAUUGGCGACAAUGUAACAUUUCAGAUAACCUAUAUAAAUCUGGCAUCGGUUUUACCUUAUAUUCGUGGUAAAUUGAUAUCUGAACAAGAUGUGAAUAUACCAAAUACACCUAAAGUGAAGAAAAAGAAGAAAAAAUCCAAGAUUAAAGAAGAACUGAUAGAAUAUGAAGAAUUAUGACUAAAUAAAGUGUAAAUAAAAUUUUUAAUAAAAACUUUCAUGUUUUUAUUUUGAUUAUAAAAUGGAGACAAGGGACUUAAAGUACCAAAAGUAUAGAAGAGUCAAAUACAGAAUAAGCCCAAGAGAUAAAUACCUCCCCCAAAAGUAUAGAUAUAUAGUAAUUAUAGGGGAUCAGAACUUUUACAGUACAAUAAUGGGGUAUUAAACUUAGUUUACUGACAUAAACUAAAGAUUUUCCACAAUUGGAUGGUUGGCUGAAGUUGGGAUUUUUGAAGAAUUGAAGAUCACUUUCACAACAAGGAAAGCUCCUGCUGGAAAUUAAUGAUGAAGGAGGAUGGCUGAAUGAGGCAGAUUUACGGUGCGAAAACUUUGCAAGCUUUCGAUUAGUUGUAGUACCCUGCGAUAAAUGAGGGUAAAGCUCAGUAUAUAAUUUGCAUGAGAGUCCUUUUCAACAGUUUGAUGGUUCCAGUUAAAUGGCCUCGGUAUUUUGAGGGUACUCACUGCAUCUCCAUACUAAAAACAUUGAAAAAGGAAUUAAUUAGUUUGUUUCUUUUAUGCUAUACAAAACGGUAGUAUAAUAUAUAUUCAGUGCCACUAUCAAACAAGAUUGUCAGAAGACUGAUUGUUAACAUGUCAAAUGAUGUGAAAGGGUCCCCUACAUCUCCUAUUCAACACAAUUCAUUUUCUCUCCAAAUGGAAACAUAGUUAGUGUGAAGUUAUUUUAAUUAAUCAUUUAAACAAAGAAUCUUCAUUUGUAAAAAUGCUUGAAUUAUGAAUUUUUUAAUGGUCUAAGAGUUGAAGUUUACUAGUUAUUCUAGGCUUGAAUAACAUGGCGGAUUUUUGCCUAAAAAAGGGGUGUCACCAGCUAAAAAGCUUCC